Podospora pseudocomata is the source of this 2713-nucleotide messenger RNA. RefSeq lists its product as uncharacterized. Lineage: Eukaryota; Fungi; Ascomycota; Sordariomycetes; Sordariales; Podosporaceae. Bases 813 to 2636 code for a protein of 607 amino acids. The record is from RefSeq and is a predicted model, not a curated record. The transcript is spliced from 5 exons. Gene Ontology annotation, molecular function: FAD binding; oxidoreductase activity.
GCGGCGUACACGACCAGCCAGCUUCUCCGAGAUGAAUGCCAGGAACAAUGCAGGAGAGAAAAGGUGGGCGAGCCGGAGCGUGGGAAUCUACCCCGCACAGACUGUUCUAUCCUCCUUCCUCCUUCCCCCAACGGUUGCCGAUUCGCCAACCACAACACUCCGAUCCCGAUACACCCUGCCUGCUUGCCUGCCUGCGAUGCGACAACCCCUGGUUGGGGCUCGAAUGCCGUGCCAGCCAAGCGAGGGUGCCAUGCAGCCCACGCAGCCAACGCACCAUUAAUUCCACGCUUCAAUUUCGAGAAUCUUCACACACCAAUUUUCUGGGUCAAACAAGAGCAGCAAAGACAAAACACCGUCGGACUUGUCAAGGAAACCCCCCAGACCCACCCGGAUCUCAUCGAGAAACGCUCGGCACCAUCGCCUGUUGCGCCAGAGUUUCCGGGCGGUGGAGCCGAUGGGCUGACACAACCGCCGGCUUGCCAUCCGGACAAGGCGCUUCGACGAGUUCGGCGAUGGAGGCCAAAAUAGGUCGGCGCUAGGAGCCCUGCCCGGGAUGGGCUUGCGAGAAGGUAACAGCCCCGGUGCCCCGGAAAUGCCAAGUUACCUUGCUUGCUGCGGUAAUAUCCCCAAUAUGCAUCGCAUUAUAGCCACGACCUGCCGUCGCAUUCACACAAGAUGGCCCCUUGGCAAAAUGCACGAGAAGUUAUAAAACAUUCUAGCGGCCCUCGUUUCUCCCUCCACACGGCUCGUUUCCCGAGCGAACAAGUCUCUGGUUCCAGCUUCCGUAUCCCCAGAUCACCACCACCACCACCAUGAAGGGCGGCAUCGUUGGCGUGCUUUGCAGCGCGCUCCUCCUUGCCGUUGAGGCUGCAUGCGCCCCCAACUCGGACGCCAUCACAAAGGUACCUGGCUUCAAGCCAAACAAGUGGGUGGCCAGAACCUGGGAGGGAAACAACUACGCCUGCAAAUGUCAUCCUGGCGACUACUGCUGGCCCAAGCAAAACCACUGGAAUAACCUCAACCGCACCGUUGGCGGCAACCUUCGCGUCAACCUGCCCCCAGGAGCUCCUUGCUACAACACCUUCCAAGGCCCUCUCGGAACCGUCAACACGUACGAUGCCGCCAAGUGUGCUGCCGUGACCGCCGGGUUCCCCAAUGAACAGUUUCAAAUCGAGCUGCCCACCGCUGGCCUCUGGACCUACUUCACCAAUGACACCUGCCGCCCUACCGCUGAUCCCACAGGCAGCUGCACGCUGGGCUACUAUCCUGUCCUGUACAUCACAGCCAAGACCGUUGCCCACAUCCAAGCGGGUAUCAACUUCGCCAGAAACAACAAUUUGCGCCUCGUCAUUCGCAACACUGGACACGACUUCCUUGGACGCAGCGUUGGCUGGGGCUCGCUUGUUAUCAACACUCACAGCUUCAAGAGCAUCAGCACCACCAAUAACUGGAAUGGCCCUGGCUACAACGGCCCCGCCAUCACUGUGGGAGCGGGUGUGCAAGCCUUUGAGGCUCUUGCCCGCCUGAACUCGCUUUCCCCUCCUCGAAUUAUGGUGACGGGCGAGUGCGCUACUGUUGGUGUCGCCGGAGGCCUUGUGCAGGGCGGUGGCCAUGGCCCCUUGACCAACUUCUACGGAUUCCUUGCCGACACGGCUGUUCAGUUCAAGGUCAUCACGGCCGAUGGCAAGAUCCAAACUGCCAAUGCCAACACCAACUCGGAUCUGUUCUGGGCCCUCAAGGGAGGUGGUCCCGCCGCCUUUGCUGUCAUCACUGAGGCUACCUACAAGACCUUUGCCGACACCCCAAGCGCCGGCAUCAACCUCGAUAUCAACCCCGCCACCAACUCCGAUCCCGCUCUUUAUUGGGAGGCCGUCCGCAAGUUCCACAGCUACAGCACCCAUUUUGUUGACAACGGCCUUUAUGUUUACUACGAAAUCGGCCCCGUCCCCAACACUCUCCACGUGCAUCCUAUUGUGGGCGUCAACAAGACCCUCGCCCAGCUGCAGGCUGUUGUCCAGCCCCUCUUUGAUGACCUUGAUGCCCUCGGUGUUGGGUAUACCACCUCCAGCGAGACUUACGGCACCUUUUACGAUUUGUACAACGCCAUGUUUGAGAUUGAAAUGGCUGGCAACUCUGCCCUCACCGGUGGUUGGACUAUUGGUCGCCAGGAUGUUAUCAACAACCACACCGCCAUCAUUGAUGCUUUCCAGACCGUUAUGAACGCUGGCUCUUUCAUCGUCGGCCACAUGUGGUCUGCUGGCCAUGGCCUCCCUCAGAGCGAGUGGGCCAAGUCUGCCAUCAACCCCCGCUUCCGCAACGUUGUUGACAAGCUUAUUACCAUCGUUCCUGUCUCUGGCGAUGCCCCUCUCGCCGCCAAGGCCGAGGCCCAGAACCGCUUGACCAACAUUGUCGACGGCUCUCUCCGUGCCGCUGCCCCCAACGGCGCUUCCUACAUCAACGAGGCCGAUCCCUUCCAGCCCGACUGGCAGAACGCUUUCUGGGGUACCAACUACCAGCGCCUGCUCCAGAUUAGACGCAAGUACGACCCCGAGGGAGUCUUCUAUGCCGUCUCCACUCCUGGCACCGAGAGGUGGGAGCAGAUUGAGACGGGCACUAGGUUGUGUGUCAAGUUGUAGUCUUUUUUCUUUUCUGUCUGAGCGAGUCUUUUGAUAUUAAAUAAUAAUAGAAUGGUAUAUACGUUUCACCAAAAGAA